AUGCUGAUAAACAUGUACUCGAAAUGUGGAUCAGUGGUCUCCGCUCGCAAGGUGUUCGACAGAAUGACUGAGAGAACCCUGGUCUCGUAUAACACCAUCAUUAGCGCUUAUGCCCAGAAGGGGGACGAGGAGAGUGCUCUGUUCCUCUUCGUACAAAUGCGGAGAGAAGGGAACAACCCUUUAACUGAAUUCACGGUCUCCAGCGUCCUUUGUGCCUGUGCAUCCAAAUGCGACGUCCUCACAUCGAAACAGCUGCAUUGUUUCUCUAUCAAGAACUCCAUGGAUGAAAACGUCUUUGUUGGCACCGCAUUGCUUGACGUUUACUCCAAAAGUGGCUUCGUUCAUGACGCGAGUCGUGUUUUCGAGGGGAUGCCCGAGAAAAGUGACGUCACGUGGAGUUCAAUGGCAGCAGGGUUGGUCCAAAACAAGCUCUACGAGGAGGCUUUAGUGCUAUACACCAGAGCCAGAGCGACAACAGGACUGGAAACUGAUAACAAGUUCACGAUAUCUUCCAUUAUCAGCGCCUGUGCAGGCUUGGCAGUAGACAUGUACGCGAAAUGUGGGACGAUUAAGGAAGCCUUCAGAUUGUUUCAGAACAAUCAAGACAAGAACUUGGUUCUCUGGAACGUGAUGUUCUCCGCAUUUGCCAAACACUCUCGGUCCCUGGAAGUGAUGGUUCUGUUCGAGAAGAUGCAGCAGACCGGUCUCGAACCGGAUGAAGUCACGUACAUUUCGGUCUUGUCAGCGUGUGGUCAUAUGGGUUUAGUUAAAGAGGGUAGAACGUAUUUUCACCUUAUGACAGAACUCCACCAUCUGUCUCCCAAUGUGCUCCACUAUUCCUGCAUGGUGGAUGUGCUGAGCAGGUCAGGUUUAGUCCGCGAAGCAUACGAGCUGAUGAAGGACAUGCCAUUCGACCCCACUGCUCCGAUGUGGGGAUCGCUUCUGGGAUCUUGCAGGGUCCACGGUAACGUGGAAUUGGCAGAGGUUGCAGCAGGAAACUUGUUCGAGAUAGAACCUGGGAAUGCAGCAACCUACGUGAUGCUGUCAAACACAUAUGCUGCAGGGAGACAGUGGGAAGGUGUUGCGAGCACGAGGAAACUUCUGAAAGAGAAUGAUGGGGUGAUGAAGAAGGAGAGAGGUAAGAGUUGGGUUGAGAUCAAGGACAAGGUGCAUACUUUUAUGGCAGGAGAGAGAAAGCAUCCUCGAAUCAUGGAGAUUUUGCUGGAACUGGAUAGGUUGAUGGAAGAGACGAAGAAGCGAGGUGUUUAUAAACCUGAUGCUGGGUAUGAACUCCAUGAUGUGGAGCAGGGGAAGAAGCUGGAAUUGUUGAAACACCACAGCGAGAAGCUCGCUGUUUGUUUCGGGCUCAUGAGCUUGCCUGAGGGAAUACCUAUCAGGAUCAUGAAGAAUCUCAGGAUUUGUGGAGAUUGUCAUUCAUUUAUGAAGUCUGUGUCUAGUGUUGAGAGUAGGGAAAUUAUUGUUAGGGAUACUAACAGGUUCCAUCAUUUCUGGAAUGGACAUUGUUCUUGCAAUGACUUUUGGUAA
Messenger RNA from Linum tenue, 1545 nucleotides. NCBI's taxonomy places the organism in Eukaryota, Viridiplantae, Streptophyta, Magnoliopsida, Malpighiales, Linaceae. The record is from the annotation of a GenBank genome assembly.